AUGCCUCGACGACACCAAUACACAGACGUACGGCCACAAGACCACCACGAUGACGACUCAUCGACCGAGGUCGAAUCUCUCGUUGGGGGCGAGAAAGCAUGGGCAACAAAUGACUACACGCGACCAUCACAAUCGCGGAGAAACGUUUUAUGUCCGCCUUGUUUGUCGGCUCUCCGGUGGUUCAUCGUCAUCGCGCUUCAAGUCGUUAUCGUUGGACUCUUGGCCCGCGAACAAGGCCUAUUAAUGGACUCGAAGUGGACACGACCCGCAGCGACCAGCGAGAAAGAAGUAGGUGGCGACAUGACCGGCUGGGGUCCACACAUCCCGACAAAGGUCACAACAUUCCAGAUCAACCAAACGUACGCCCCUUACAAUACCUCAGACUUCUUCAAACCCGAAACCCUCGCCGCGUGGAAUGAACUAAUCCCCGUCGGCAUGGGCUUCCAACACAUCAAGCGACCGCAAGACUACCACGACCUCCCGACCCCAAUAGUCUGGGACCAGAACAAGACUGUCUUCACCACCUCCAUGACGCACCAACUGCACUGCCUCUAUGCAGUGGUCGAAGUCUACAGUGGCCUGAAGAGCAACAUCUCCCUCCCCGAAGACCACCACUGGCACAUGAUCCACUGCUUCGAUUACAUGCGCCAGGCCAUCAUGUGCUCGGCCGAUCUGGCCCUCGAAGGUCUGGAGACCACGUUUCCUGACCACAAUGGAGGGAGUGAUGGUUGGGAUAGCAAACAUGUGUGCAGGGAUUACAGUCAGGUGAAAGCGCAUCUGGAGAAGGUUAGGGCGUAUGACGACCAGGAAAUUUUUUGA
Ascochyta rabiei is the source of this 819-nucleotide messenger RNA. RefSeq lists its product as uncharacterized. NCBI's taxonomy places the organism in Eukaryota, Fungi, Ascomycota, Dothideomycetes, Pleosporales, Didymellaceae. Bases 1 to 819 code for a protein of 272 amino acids. The record is from RefSeq and is a predicted model, not a curated record. Gene Ontology annotation, biological process: mycotoxin biosynthetic process. The transcript has 2 exons.